Molecule: messenger RNA, 3458 nt
Organism: Benincasa hispida (wax gourd)
Lineage: Eukaryota; Viridiplantae; Streptophyta; Magnoliopsida; Cucurbitales; Cucurbitaceae
Source: RefSeq, a predicted model, not a curated record
GAAAGUUCAAAAAAUAUAAAGUCAGCCACCUCUCUCUCUCUCUCUUCUUUCUCUCUCCUCACGCGCCUUAUUCCCCUCUCUCUCUCUCUCACAAUACUCACACCAUUUUCACCGCUUCCACUCUCCUUCGGCAGUUACAACGGAUCCCUAUUCAAUUUUUCUGACCAAAAAAAAACCCUCCGAAAGAUUCUUUCUCUCUACACAUUCACCACCAUCUUCAUCUUCAUCUUCUUCUCCGUGAUUUCCUCCUCGUUUCCCCGUUUUCUCCGCUCUAUAGCUUUACUUCCUUCAAUUCUUUCCUUCAUUUUCAUGAAACUUCCUCGGAGAUGAUUCGCCACAGCCACUACAACGUUGAUCGGAGCUCCAUUGAACGGUUGCCACUACGAGCAGGUCUUGGUUGUUCAAAUCAACUAUGCGUCUCUGUUAUUGAAAGUUCCUGCUAUGUUGAACUUUGUUCCCUCUGCUAUAGAAUUUGUACCUUAAAAUUUGUAGGAUUAAGUUACAGGAAAUAGUAAGAAUGAGAAACAGAGAAACUUACCAACGAUGGGCUCUGAUUCCACUUCGUGCAGUAGUGGUGUUACAGAAGAAGACUCGUUCACUCGUGAGCUGGGGUGGCGAUCUUCUAAAGGCUCUUUUGGAGCUCCAGUGAAGAAAUUAUUAGCAGAUGAAAUGUUGAAAGAAACUGAAAUAAAAAAGAGGUCACCUGGCGUUAUUGCCAAAUUGAUGGGGCUUGAUGGCAUGCCUUCUACGAGGUGUGCUUAUAAUCGACAAAAAUGUCCAUCAGAGGGCUCUUCACCGAGGUGUAUAUCAAAGGAGAAGGUGGGAAGGAGGGGCACAUAUUUUGAUGGUCAAAUGACUCGGAGAAGCUCAAAGGAUCAACAAGAAUUUAAGGACGUCUUUGAGGUUUUGGAAACGUCAAAGACAGGGCAGAGUAGAAACCCAGAUCAACGAACCCCAAAUUUUGUGGUGACUGAAUCAGAAAUGGCAUUCAUUCGGCACAAGUUCUUGGAUGCUAAGCGUUUAUCAACUGAUGAGAAGUCGCAAGAUUCAAGGGAAUUUCAUGAUGCACUUGAUGCAUUAGAGUCAAACCGAGAUCUUCUACUGAAAUUUCUACAUCAACCAGGAUCAUUGUUCACUAGGCAUCUGCAUGAUUUGCAAGAUGCCGGCUCCUGUUCUAGUCGGGGUUGCUUACCUGCUAUUGAAUCAUUGGACAACAGGAAGUGUGACUACCCUGGGUUUCGGGGCAACCCAGAUUGGGGAACACCUCCAAAGAAUAGUAGUAAAUCAAAUCACAAUCAACGGGGUGGACAUUCCAGCUACUCAGAUAGUUCAUUUUCCGCUCAUUCUACAAAGUCUUCUAAAAUUUUGGAAAGAAAUGAUGAACUAGACCAUCUUCCCACAAGAAUUGUUGUUCUCAAACCCAAUAUUGGCAAAGUGCAAAAUGCUAGAAAUAUUGUUUACCAAUCUCAUUCCUUUCAAGAAUGUUCAGAUCUUGGUGAGUUAAAAACUGUUGAAAGGACAAACAAGGAAUUUAGGGGGAAAAAGGACUCUCUAGAUAAGAAAGUUGUAUCUAGGCGUAGUUACAAAGAAUCUAAAGAGAUUCCUAAUGGGAAAACCAGGCAGAUGAGAAAUGAAGUUAGUACGCCCCCAAUGAAUAUAACAUGCUCCAGUUUCCAAGGAUAUGCUGGGGACCAGAGUUCUUGCAGCUUGUCCGGAAAUGAAUCUGCAGAAGAACCAGUGGUGAGGACUGUGAAUAUAAAAAGUUCGUCCAACUUGAAUAUGGGAUAUCGGCAAUCAUCUUCACGUCAUAAAGAAUCAUCCAUCAGUAGGGAGGCAAAGAAACGACUCACUGCUAGGUGGAGAUCCUCUCGGAACUCUGAGGAUAAGGGAGUUGGUAGAGGCAGCACCCUGGCGGACAUGCUAGCUGCCAAUGCUAAGGAAGCUACACUUGCAGAUUCGUAUGCACAAAUUACAAAGGGGUUCCCAGAUAAAUUCUCUAAUGAUGUGCAACCUGAUAAGGAGGUUGAACCUUUAGGCAUAAGUAGCAAUGAUGGCUGGAAAGAUGAAUGUAGCAAAUUAACCAGGUCGAGAUCUCUUCCUGCUUCAUCAAUUGGCUUUGGAAGCCCUAAAAUAAUGCACCGAUCUCACAAGCAGCAUCUAAUCUCAAGAGAGCGUAAACAGGAAAAUAAUAAGGCUGUGAAAGUUAAUUUUGAUCAGAGGGAACGGCUACCAUGCCAAAAACCGACAUCCUCAUUCAGGGACAGCAAUGACAUGCUAAUGCAAACCCCAGGAAACCCGAUUAGCAUGAACACUUGCUCUCUUGACAAUAGUUCAUCUAAAAUGGCUUCUACAGAGUUUGAGGCCUCCUGUUCCUAUGUGGAUAGAAGUCCAAUUUCUCAAAGUGUUGAGGAUGAUGGAGAUGCCUGCACAAUGACGUUUCCUGAAACACCUGAUCAUUUGGAGUUGGAGACGUCGGAGUACAUAUCAAGAGUUGGAAAUUCUUAUGUUGACCACCAAGACAAUGUAAUACAAGAGGAAGGGGCAUCUGUAGAAAGUCCAGCGCCUUUGCACAAAUCUGUACCUGCGCUUGAAUCUCCUGCUAGCUCGAAGGAGGCUGAUCAACCAAGUCCAGUUUCAGUUCUGGAACCUGCUUUUGGUGAUGAUCUCUCCUCAUGUUCUGAAUGUUUUGAGAGUGUCAGUGCAGACCUCCAAGGCCUUCGAAUGCAGCUUCAGCUACUCAAGUUUGAAUCCGAAGCAUUCACUGAGCGACCAAUGCUCGUAUCCAGCGACGAAGAUGCAACAGAAUUAGCUUCUGAACUACCGGAUGAGGAGGGGGUUCUGCUCAGAACAAAUGAUAGCUGGGAAUUCUCUUAUUUACUUGACAUCUUGAACAAUGCAGGCCUUAAUGAUAAUGCCAAAGCAGGUGCCUUAUUAGCAACCCUGCACACCUCCGAUUGCCCCAUCGAUCCAAAGAUGUUUGAGCAGCUUGAAGAAAAGCACAGCUUAGCUUCCUCAAUGACACGGUCCGAUCGGAGACUGCUUUUCGACCGCAUAAACUCUGGAAUCUUGACGAUCGGGCAACAGUUCAUCGACCCCCAGCCAUGGGUGAGAAGGCCUUCAAAAACAAAGCUUGCCAGGAAGUGGAUGAUGAAGAAUGAGCUCCAAAACAAACUCUGUAAGUUUCUUGACACCCAAAUAGUUAAAAAUGAUGUAGUAGAGGAGGAGUCAGAAUGGCAGGAUUUAGGAGAUGAAAUUGAUGUGAUAGGUAAGGAAAUUGAAAUGUUGAUGUUAAAUGAGCUUUUAGCUGAAGUAGUCACAAUGUGAUAUAGAGUUUUUGUUACUUUAUGUCAAAAGGUCAUAGCAUCAAAUGUGUAGAUGAAAUGGUGUGUUAACCACUCAUUUUGUAUGAUGAUUCAAUAAAUGGAAUUAAUGACCCUACUUCUCCGUUCUCACUCACG